AAAUAUGGCGGAUAUUUGAAAAAGAAAAUGUGUUCUGCAAGACGACCGUUCAAAAUUUGCAAUCCCUUACGCAAUAAGCGUAAAGGUAUAGUUAUAGGAGAUCUUCAGGAGUUAAGGGAWAAAGCUUGCGGCGUAUUUGGUUUUGAAUUCUCAUCUUGUCGAGUUUUUAUUGAAAGUGAUGGCACAGAGAUAGACGAUGAGGAAUAUUUGAAUUCUCUACCAGAACAAACCKUGCUCAUGAUCACAAAUGGCGAGGAAUGGACAGCUAGUGACGACGUGCCUGCUCUUGGACAUCAAAAUAAUUCCUUCUCUGCAAGUCUAGAACAAAAUGAGAGCCUUGAAGUACAAGAUGACAUWGAYGCCGCUGAACCAGUCUCAGAUUUCCUACUCAAACAAAUCAAGAAAAAUCCACUGUAUUUCAUAUCAUUUUCAGAUGAGCAAUUGCUGUCAAUCAUYGAAUGUGAUGUCAGUUAUCUUGCGAGAGGACUGGUGAUGACAGAACAUGAAGCCGGAUUUUAUCAAGAUACUUGUCAAAGAGAGUUGGAUAAGAGAACUGAGAUGCARAGAGCUAGUGACUUGUUGAAACUUUACGACAAGGGAAUGCAAAUGGAAAAUGUUGAGCCACAAACUAAGAAACAAAAGACUUGAUAUAAAGAUUACUGUGCCCUUGAAAA
Messenger RNA from Exaiptasia diaphana, 674 nucleotides. RefSeq lists its product as uncharacterized. The record is from RefSeq and is a predicted model, not a curated record. Gene Ontology annotation, biological process: regulation of apoptotic process; apoptotic process. Bases 28 to 648 code for a protein of 206 amino acids. The transcript has 2 exons. Lineage: Eukaryota; Metazoa; Cnidaria; Anthozoa; Actiniaria; Aiptasiidae.